GACACAUACACACACACACAGAAGCAGAAUCUGAAGCAGGCUCCAGGCUCUGAGCUGUAAGCACAGAGCCCGACAUAGGGCUUGAACUCACAAAGCAUGAGAUCAUGACCUGAUUCAAAGUCCCAUGCUUAACUGACUGAGCCACCCACAUGCCACCAGGAGCAUUUUUCUAUAUUUCUUUGGUUAAUUAUAGGCACCCCGUUGUUCAAGGAGGAUGACACAUACUGCUAUUACCACUUAGGGGGAUAUCCAAUAGGAUAUGUUGGGGUUCAGCUUACUAGCAGAGUCUGUGUGAUCUCCAAACUCUUGUGUCCUACAGAGAGUGUGCUUUAGACUUUGAUUAGACUGGACUCACCAUGGCUAGUAGGCUAUCUGGUAAAUCGUGAUCUCACUCCCGUCACACUCCCACAACAUGGCAAGCAGCAUCCAAACCUUUGUGCAGUGGUAGAAAUUUCUUGGUGAGGGAAGUGGGUUUUCUAGAAAGAGGGCACCUCCAGACCUCAGCAGCUGCUAGCAGCCUGCUCCUGGUUGAGGUGACUCAGACCUGCUGGGCCAGCGCAUUGCCACGUCACUGUAACGGGAAGAAACGAGCCUCCGUGGCUACCUGGAUUUGUCUUUCUUCACGUGUAAUAAUGUUUGAGGGAGGAAGGGAAAGAGGAUGACAGAGUGUGGUCAUGAGGCUCCAUCUGCUGGCACUGGGCUCUUAGUGUCAUACUUUUACGAACAUGUAUCCAGCAUCUUUUCUUUCUCAUUUCUUCCACUUUGCAGUCUUUGCUCAUGUGGCAUGUUAAGAAAAAAAAAAUCUUAAUGCGUUCAUCCCUUGUUUUCCAUUUCACACUGCAAAAAUGCCGUUCCAAAGAUCAUGAUCUUGGGAUAGAAUGGCAAUGAGAUGGUUCUUUGAGGGCCCUCAGCUUUCCUUUGUCUUCUUAAACCAUUCUGAUCUGGCUCUUCUGGAAGUCACCAAAUAAUUAUUAAUAGGCGUAUUUAAUCCUUUUAAGAAAUUUGUGACAUAGUGUCAGAGAUUAACACAGCCAGACACUAGUUAAAGUGGUGAAAACAGAUUUUAAUUAGUAACUACUGACAGUAGGAGAAAGAGCUCAGCUCCGUUCCAGUUUGUGAGAAAUGAUUCGGAUGUUUUAAAGGGAGACUAGGAAGGGAGAGCAGAGCAGGGACUCCGUAGGGCCAGAGUAGAAUUACAAAGGAUUGGUCCGUGCAAAUGCAGUACCAGCCAGCCGUGUUUCCUGCUAGCAGUUAUCAAAGUUAGGAUUCUGUCCUACUGUGGACACUGGGACAGAGGCCCCAUCCUUCCCGAUGACUACAUUCCAAAGGAAUGGCCCUUAGGUCCUUGAAAGCAACACUUCUGAGCAGCAAGAGAUACAUAUUCCAACUGUAGUUCCCUUUCAAUAAAUACUUUAAGAAGGGGAGGCCAGGGGUCUGUUGACAGGUGUUGCUGGAACAAAUGGCACACUUUCCUGGCAGCAUUUUUAGUUUUCUCAGGCAGGCUUUUAAUGGGGGUGCUGGGGACAUCCUGGCUUUAUGCUGCUGGAAGCCAUAGAAGAGUUUGGUCAGAUUUUUUAGUGCAGGGUUUAGGUGGAGUUACGUGCCAGGAACAGGCACUGUUAUCCCCAUUUUACAGGUGGGGAGCCUAAGCACAGAAAUGAAUAACUCACCCAGGAUCAUAUUGCUAAUAAGUGGUAGAGCGGAGAUUUGAGUGGACAACCGGGACCCCUGAACAGUGUGUUCUACUGCCCCUUAGCAGUGACAGAGGCUCAGGGGAGGCCAUGUAAUCCUGGUCCUCAAAGAGCGCAUGGUCCAGUGGAAGGGACCAGAUGCCGGAAACAGAUCAUUGUAAUUCGUGCAGUUUUAAAAAUACCCAUUCAGCUGCCCUCUGCCUGUCUGUCGAGGACACCAAAAGCUUUCUCUCUCACCUGGUUUCUUCUUUUAGCCACUUCACACGGUCACCCCCCAGCCAGGCCCGCAACUCCGUACCUCGCCACGACCUCACACACGUUCUGUCCUAAAUCCUAUCCACUACUGUCUCGUCCUGACCUGCUUCUGACGUUUGGAGUCAGUCCGGUGUCCUAGUGCCAUCACCAGCCUGAGACUCUGCCGUGUUAUACUGCCAUGGACAGCAACCAUCAAAGUAAUUACAAACUGAAUAAAACUGAGAAGAAGUUCUUAAGGAAACAGAUUAAAGCCAGGCAUACUUUGCUGAGACAUGAAGGCAUUGAGACAGUAUCGUAUGCCACCCAGAGCCUGGUUGUGGCCAAUGGUGGAUUGGGUAAUGGUGUGAGUAGGAACCAGCUGCUCCCAGUGUUAGAGACGUGUGGACCAGUAGAUGCUCUCUUAAUGCCUCCUAACAAGCCCUACUCAUUCGUGAGCUACAAAACUGCAGAAGAAUCCAAGAAAGCCUACGUCACCCUCAACGGAAAGGAAAUAGUGGAUGAUUUAGGACAAAAGAUCAUUCUGUACUUCAAUUUUGUGGAAAAAGCACAAUGGAAAGAGUUGGGGCUUCAGGCCUUACCUCCAGGCCUCAUGGUAGUAGAAGAAAUUAUUUCUUCUGAGGAUGAGAAAAUGCUUUUGGAAAGUAUUAACUGGACAGAAGAUACAGGCAAUCAAAAUGUUCAAAAAUCUUUAAAGCACAGAAGAGUAAAGCACUUUGGUUAUGAAUUCCACUAUGAAAACAACAAUGUGGAUAGAGGCAAGCCAUUACCUGGGGGUCUUCCUGACAUUUGUGAUAGCAUUUUGGAGAAAUGGUUGAAAGAAGGUCACAUUAAACACAAACCCGAUCAGUUGACUGUAAACCAGUAUGAACCUGGGCAUGGAAUUCCUGCUCAUAUUGACACACAUUCUGCUUUUGAGGAUGAGAUUGUUUCUCUCAGUCUGGGGUCAGAGGUUGUCAUGGACUUUAAGCACCCAGACGGCAUCACAGUGCCCGUUAUGUUGCCUCGUCGGAGUUUGCUGGUGAUGACCAGAGAAUCUAGAUACCUCUGGACACAUGGAAUCACACCCAGAAAAUUUGAUACCGUUCAAGCAUCCAAGGGUCACAAAAGUGGAAUUAUCACCAGUGAUGUUGGAGACUUAACUUUAAGCAAGAGGGGAAUAAGGACAUCUUUUACAUUUAGGAAAGUGAGGCAAACACCUUGUAAUUGUAGUUACCCUUUGGUCUGUGACAGCCAGAUGAAGGCGACCCCCCCAUCAUUUCCAGAGAGCGAAAGAGAAGCCUCACAACUGGAGCAAGAGUAUGUCCACCGAGUCUAUGAGGAGAUUGCUGGGCACUUCAGCAGCACACGACAUACCCCUUGGCCACAUGUGGUGGAGUUUUUGAAAGCUUUGCCCCGUGGUUCGUUAGUGGCUGAUGUUGGCUGUGGAAACGGAAAGUAUCUUGGCAUCAAUAAGGAGUUAUAUAUGGCAAGUAAUUGUUGCCUCUGGCUCUCUUUUGCUUUAUUUGUAAGGGUUGUUAGCACCUUCUGCCUUAUGAUAUAAUGUUGUUUGUUGAUAAGGCCAUUACAGAAAAGUUAUAACCAACAGAUGGAAAAUUAAUGAGCACUCAUUCUUAUUUAUUCCCUGAGAAUUUGUGGGCAUGCAUGCCAUUAUUUGUAAUUUCCCCCUUCCCUUUCCUUAGAUUUUGCUUCCUGAGAUUAUUUUAUCAGUAAUACUAUCUUAUAUCUGUAAAACUCUUUACAGGUUAGAAAGGAUAUUUACAUUUUUUUUAAUGUUUAUUCUGAGAAAGAGCUUGCAAGUGGGGGAGGGGCAGAGAGAGAGAGAGAGGGAGAGAGAGAGAAUCCCAAGCAGGCUCUGUGCUGUCGGCGUAGAGCCUGACAUGGGACUCAAUCCCAUGAGCCAUGAGAUCAUGACCUGAGCGGAAAUCAAGAGUUGGACACCUAACUGAGCCACCCCACGUGCCCCUGGAAAGGAUAUUUAUAGAAGCCAUUUGCUUUGCUUUGAUCCUCCUAAAUAUGAGAAAGUUAAAGCAGGUAUUUUCUGGUUUUUUUAAUCCUUUUAUUUAUUUAUUUGUUUGUUUAUUUACUUACAUCCAGUUUAGUUAGCAUAUAGUGCAGUAAUCAUUUUAGGAGUAGAAUCCAGUGAUUCAUCCCCUACAUAUAACACCCAGUGCUCAUCCUAACAAGUGUCCUCCUCAAUGCCCUUUGCCAAUUUAGCCCAUCCCUCCACCCACAAUCCCUCCAGCUAACCUCAGUUUGUUCUCUGUAUUUAAGACUCUCUUAUGUUUUGUCCCCGCCCUGUUUUUAUAUUAUUUUUGCUUCCCUUCCCUUAUGUUCCUCUGUUUUGUAUCUUAAAUUCCACAUGAGUGAAGUCCUAUGA
Panthera uncia (snow leopard) is the source of this 4323-nucleotide messenger RNA. RefSeq names its product alkB homolog 8, tRNA methyltransferase (gene ALKBH8). Gene Ontology annotation, biological process: oxidative demethylation. The transcript has 10 exons. Bases 2125 to 3486 code for a protein of 453 amino acids. Lineage: Eukaryota; Metazoa; Chordata; Mammalia; Carnivora; Felidae. Gene Ontology annotation, molecular function: 2-oxoglutarate-dependent dioxygenase activity; methyltransferase activity; demethylase activity. The record is from RefSeq and is a predicted model, not a curated record.